AAGAAACAGGCGCGUUUUCUGACAUAAAUGGAAGUACGACUGUAGAAUACCGGGAAAGCGGCAGCAAUAAUAAAAACAUGGUGAAGGAUCAAGAAGUCGAACGUAUCGCGAAGAAACUAGACAAAAUGGUGCACAAGAAAAAUACGGAUGGCGCCAUAGAUUUACUACGAGAACUGAAGAACAUGAAAAUGUCCUUGGAGACUCUUCAGUCCACCAGGAUUGGUAUGUCUGUGAACGCUGUGCGCAAACAGAGCUCAGAUGAGGAAGUGCAGACUCUGGCCAAGUCACUUAUAAAGACCUGGAAGAAGCUGUUGGACGGAACCGAGAGCAGAUCAGAGGAGAAGAAGAAAGGCAGCUCCCCCCUUCAGUCUUCGUCCUCUAAAGACAGCCCUGGAUCUAGUGAGAGCACUAAGAAAUCAGAGCCCCCAAAGACCCCCACAACACCUACAACGCCCACCACCCCGAAAUUCACCUCCUUCCCCCCGGCGCCCGUUACCACGGACAGCGUACGCACCAAGUGCAGGGAGCUGCUGGUCGCUGCCCUGCAGACAGACGAUGAUUAUAAAACGAUCGGAGCAGACUGCGAGCACCUGGCAGCCCAGAUUGAGGAUUGCAUUUAUCAGGAGUUUAAGUCCACUGACAUGAAGUACAAGACCAGACUGAGGAGCAGAAUCUCCAACCUGAAGGACCAGAAGAACCCAGACCUACGACGCAACGUCCUGUGCGGAAACAUCGCCCCCGAUCGCAUUGCCACCAUGACCGCUGAGGAGAUGGCCAGUGCAGAGCUGAAGGAGAUCAGAAAGGCUUUGACUAAAGAGUCCAUCCGCGAACACCAGCUCUCUAAAGUGGGUGGCACAGAAACAGACAUGUUUGUCUGUGGGAAGUGUAAAGGCAAGAACUGCACCUAUACACAGGUUCAGACACGCAGCGCAGAUGAACCCAUGACCACCUUUGUGUUGUGUAACGAGUGUGGAAACAGGUGGAAGUUCUGCUGAACACACAGAGAAGCGUGAUUCUUCACAAGAAGAACCCCUAUGAAUUGCAUUGUGUAAAGCAGUGCUUUUGUCAAAAAACUACAGAUCUUUUUUUAUUUGUUUUUUUUUGUUUUGUUUUUUUUUUAAUUUUAUACAUAAGCCUUUUCAUAAGCUGUAAUAUAUUACGUGCAUGUUCCAAUCUAAAA
Molecule: messenger RNA, 1180 nt
Organism: Chanos chanos (milkfish)
Lineage: Eukaryota; Metazoa; Chordata; Actinopteri; Gonorynchiformes; Chanidae
Gene: tcea2
Product: transcription elongation factor A (SII), 2
Exons: 10
Coding region: 78-995 (305 amino acids)
Biological process (GO): DNA-templated transcription; transcription elongation by RNA polymerase II
Cellular component (GO): nucleus
Molecular function (GO): zinc ion binding; nucleic acid binding
Source: RefSeq, a predicted model, not a curated record